Molecule: messenger RNA, 3412 nt
Organism: Chaetomium fimeti
Lineage: Eukaryota; Fungi; Ascomycota; Sordariomycetes; Sordariales; Chaetomiaceae
Product: armadillo-type protein
Exons: 6
Coding region: 452-3370 (972 amino acids)
Biological process (GO): protein import into nucleus
Cellular component (GO): cytoplasm
Molecular function (GO): small GTPase binding
Source: RefSeq, a predicted model, not a curated record
UGCCCGAGACUCACGCGAGGCACAUGGUCCGUGCACCUGCCCCUCCUUUUCAAGCCACAGCGCCGUCCGGUCGGGUGGGGCACCGCUGCAAUGUUUAGGCAAGCCUGACGUCCCUUUCUUUGAGUUGGAGGGGGGACUCGCCAAACCAUCGUCGCCAGAAAUCUCGACUUGCGCCAGGCCAUCCCACCUUCCUCCCAAGCUCACGGCUGCUUUUUCCGGCUGCGCUCAGUCAUUCAGGCGACAGAAACUCCACAUCGCGCCAGCACCUCCUUCCCCGUGCGAUUUCUCGAGCUUUGUCUUUCCGGCAGCCAGUGGAGGAGAUAAGGCAGGAGGGAGGGGCACAUCAGUCGUGCGGCAACCGCAUUUUGCAUGCACCUACCUUGCCUCCCAGAGCUUGGCGGUAUUCACAACCAACAUUCCACUGUUCUUUCACAACACGACAUCCAUCGCCAUGGCGUCGAAUACGCCCCAGGAGGGUUUUGAGGUCCAAACCGUGCUGGCAGCCAUGCUGACCAUGCGGAGCGGAGAGAAUGAGAAGAAAAAGGUUGCGGUCGAGUACUUGGGAAGGUUCCAGAAAUCGAAGGAUGCUUGGACGACUACGAUAUCCAUUCUCAAGAAUUCGACAGAGGCGGAAGCACAGCUCUUCGCCGCGACGACCCUGAAGGGCAAGAUCACAUACGACCUCGGGGCCCAGAUCUCAGAGGCCGACCUACCGGCGCUGCGCGGUGAGAUUUUGCUGCUUCUCAAGAAGUAUGCACCGGGCCCCAAGCCCGUCCGAGUCCAGCUGUGUGUUUGCCUGGCGAUUCUGGCCAUCCAGAUGCAGACAUGGAAGGACGUGCUGCCUACCGUUGUCUCGACCCUCGGGAACGAUGUGGAGAGCCACGCCUGCAUCCUCGACUUCCUGCGCGUGCUCCCCGAAGAGGUCACGGAGGGCCGAAAGAUCACCUUGUCUGAAGAAGACCUCGCCCAGAGGACAUCAGAGCUGUUGGCGGACAAUGCCGAGCAGGUGGUGCAGUUGCUCGUCAACUAUGCGCAGUCUUCGCCCGCCGCGGCGACAAAUUCCCAGCUGUUCGACUGCAUCAGCUCGUGGCUCCGGGAGGUGCCCGUUAGCGUCAUCGUUAACUCGCCCCUGAUGAACGCCGUCCUGCACGGAGUGACCGAUGACAAAUCCCUAUUGGCUGCGGCCGACUGUCUGGGCAUCAUUUGCAGGGAGACCAAGGAUGUCGACGACAACUUGGAGACAAUCCAAGCCCUGCUCCCCAAGGUGCUUCAACUGCGCCCCCGCAUCCAGGCCCUGGUGGACGAGGAGGACACCGAGGGUUUCAAGGCAAUCACCAAGGUGUUUGCCGAUGCCGGCGAAUCGUGGGUAUUGAUCAUCGCUCGCCAGCCUCAGGCUUUCCGGCCCCUCGUCGAGUCUCUGCUCGAGUGCUGCGCUAGGGACAAGGAGCGGGAGGUCAUAGGAUACACCUUCUCGUUCUGGUACGAGUUGAAGCAGUACCUGACGUUAGAUCACUACAUAGAAGCCCGGGUGCAGCUUCUCGACGUCUACGCACAGCUUGUGGACAUCAUGCUCAAGCAGCUCGAGUAUCCCCACUCUGACAACCCGAACGAAAUCGACUUAUUCGACGGCGACAGAGAGCAGGAGGAAAAGUUCCGCGAAUUUCGGCACCACAUGGGCGACACACUCAAGGAUAGCUGCGAAGUGAUGGGUGUCGCGGCCUGCCUCACCAAGGUACACGACGCCAUCAAGCUGUGGCAGGAAAAGUAUGGCAGUCAAGCGACACAGACGGCGGUACCCCACUGGCAGUCCCUCGAGGCUCCCCUCUUUGCAAUGCGGGCGAUGGGCCGGAUGGUGGAAUCAACCGACAGCAGCGUUCUACCCCAGAUUUUCCCACUUUUGGUCCAGAUUCCCAUCAGCAACGAAAAGCUGCGGUUCGCUGCCAUCAUGGUCUUUGGCCGUUACACCGAGUGGACUGCCGCACACCCCGAGUUCCUCGAGUCCCAGUUCUCGUACAUUGUCGCGAGCUUCCAAACCGACUCGCAGGAAAUUCUCCGCGCUGCAGCUCAAGCUUUCAUGUACUUCUGCGUCGACUGCAAGCAGCUCCUGAGCCCACAGGUUAUUCAGCUACAGUCAUUCUACGAUCAAAUCCUCGACAAGCUCCCCGUCUCAAGCAAGGAGGAGGUCACGGAAGGGGUCGCUUACGUCCUUAGUGUCCAGAAGACGGAGGACUUGUACAAGCUCCUCAAGCUCUACUGCGACCCCCUGGUACAGCGGCUGAUGACCAAGGCUAACUCGGCCACCGAAAACAAGUCGAAGCUUGACCUUGCCGACCAUGUCAACCUCGUCACAUUUUUCGUCCAGCACGUUGUACCCUACAUCCCCAGCAACGAGGAGAACCCUGCGGUUAAGUACUGGCAGGAAGUGUUCCCCAUUCUGUCCACCAUCCUCGACAAUUUCAGCGACUUUGUCCCCAUCUGCGAGCGGGUCUGUCGCUCCUGGCGGUUCAUGGUCAUCUCAUAUCGGACGGCCAUCAAACCCCUACUACCUUUCCUUGCCAACAAGCUGGCAACAGGGUUUGCCCAGUCCAAGCAGGGCUGCUUCCUCUGGGCCACCAGCGCCAUCCUGCGCGAGUUUUCCGAGGAGAGAGAGCACGUGGAAGAUGGCAUUACCGAGGACAUUUACAUGUUCUUCGAGGCGCAGGCAACAAGCGUGCUCCGCAUCAUGAGCGCCCUGCCGGCGGUCGACCUUCCCGACGUCAUCGAAGACUUCUACCGCCUUCUUAUCGAUGCCCUCCUCUACUACCCCGCUAAGCUCAUCCCUUCACCUCUAUUCACGCCCAUUUUCCAAGCCGCCAUAUCGUCCCUGGCCUUGGAGAAGCAGGAGCCAGUCUCAGCAGCGCUCCACUACAUCCGAGAUCUGCUCACCUACGGUGGCACGAAUCCCGCGGCGUCCGGCAGUGACCUCGGGCCAGCCGGUCAGCAGCUGCGCCAGAUUGUCAAGCAGCUCCUCCUCACGCAAGGUGAGGCUCUCGUCAAGCAGACGCUCGCCGGCAUGAUGAUCACGUUCCCCCGCGACUGCUUUGCCGACGGCAGCGGCGUGCUCCUCGGUAUGUUUGAGCUGCUCCCCGUCGAGACGGGCCAGUGGGUCGACCGCACAGUGCGCAUGCUACCGCAGGGCACCAUUACGCCCGCCGAGGCCGACCGACUGCUCGUCAAGAUCAAGGAGAAACUGCAGGGAUCCGAGCCGUCCAAUGUCCGGCAGAUCCGCGUGCUUCUACAGGACUUUACGAACACGUACCGCCGGCGUUAUGUCGCGCCCCGCGACGGACUGGGCGAGCUUGAGGCUGCGCGCUUUCACUUUGCGGGCUAGGAGCCUUGGCUGUGGGGUCGGCGCUGUGGGUUUCUGAAUUGA